AAAUACUUACUUAGUGAAAGUGUUAAGAAUAUAAGAAGUUUAUUUAACAAGUUUUAAAGUUGAUAUAUAUUUCAAGUGCUAUUGUUAACAGUAAUUGUAUAAGAAGAUGUAUUCUAUUGGAAGUAUUAUUGUAACUAUCCUUUUGGUGUUAGGUAGUGAGGGAAAACCUACAGAUUGGUUUAACAGACUACAAUCAGACUCUCAUACAUGGUUUGGUGAAAGAGACACCUCUUAUAAAACAGUUCCAAAUGGAUGUGGAGGGAAACCCGCGGACGUGUAUUUUGUUCUGGAUACAUCCGAUGACGUCACAGCAGAGGAGGUAGAGAAACAGAAACAGUAUGCUAGUGAAUUGGUAAAUCUGUUCUAUCUGGAGCAAGAUACUGUUCGAGUAGGCGUGGUGGCGUACGGCGACAAACCAAAACUUAUUAUCCGAUCUGGAGUCUUGGACCAACAUCAUCAAAUAAGAAACGCCAUUGCAGCAGUUCCUAAAAUUGGCGGGAAAAAAGAUACCGGAAACGUUUUGAGUUAUUUGGACACUAAAGUAUUCACCGACUUUGGAUCUCGACGAGACGCAGGACAUUUUAUUAUCAUGUUAACCAAUGGAAACUCUGGAAAGUCUAAAAUGGAAUCAUGGAAUGCCAAUUCCUUAAAGAAAAAGGGAGUGUAUAUCUUCACAGUAACGACUGGCCGAAAGUCAAAAAUGGUGCACAUGGCCUCUUCUCCAGCAGAACGAUUUGUGUUUUCACAUGAUAAUCUGAAGAUAGUAGAAUCAUUAAUCAGCCUUCUUCACAUCAAGGAAUGUGACUAUCAGAUAAGUCCCCCAUUUGAAGGUGAAGUCAAAGUUUGUGAAGCUAAAAGACCAGUUGACGUAAUCUUUGGAGUAGAACAUUUUGGUUUGGGAACCAGUCGAGCUGGUGACGUCAUCAGCUUUAUUUACGAUAUAUUAAGAGAAUUUGACACCAAUGGUGACAUCAAUACCGGGAUGAUGCUCAGCAAAUCCUCGGGGUUGAGUGCUGGAGGAAAAUUGGUAGGAAUCAAAGAUCUACAAGACAAAAUCGCUAAGAUUCGAUUUCCAAAUUUGGCUGAUUUACUUAGAAGAAUGAGACGAAGUUUUUCACGAGGAAGAAAGGGUAUGCAGAGAACGGCUGUGGUAUUUUUAGAUGAAAAUGUCGAAAUAACGAAAAAGGCUAAAAUAGAAGCGAAAAGAAAUAAAUUUGUAAAGAUUGAAACCUAUGUGAUAUACAUUGGUAAAAAAGACAAUAUGAAAAAUUUAAAGAUGAUAGCCAAUGGUUAUGGCGGUGAUAACGUAAUAAUAAUACCAUCUUAUGAUGACUUGCCGAUCUUUAAACUUGACAUUUUAAAAACAGUUUGUAGAGGUUUUUAAAGUAACGGUACAGAACCAUCUAUAAUCAAUUCCAUUCCAUGAUAUAAUAACCGGUGAGAAAGUAACUAAUGGUGACGUGUGCAAUAUAUUUAAAGUUUUAUGGUCGUCAAAAUGAUCGAAAAAAGUGUUAUCUAUGGAUAAAAGCCACAAAUUAGACUAUUCCAUCGUUUAAUAAGCCAUCGAUUAUAAUUCCGUCCAGUUGGAGUUUGAACAACAAAAUCAUUAGGAGACAAAAUGUGAAUCCAUAAAUAACAAAAUGUGAACACAUUGCUCGAAGUUUUUAAGGAGGUGCGAUAUUUAUUUCUGCUCAAUAUUUUUGUCUACAAUUUGUGCCAAAUGUGAUCGUUUUAUGUUUUAUGUUUUAUGUUUUAUGUAUGUAUUGUAUAUGAAGAUUAUUUAUUAAUAAAAUAUAUUAUUAAAAUU
Molecule: messenger RNA, 1807 nt
Organism: Lottia gigantea (owl limpet)
Lineage: Eukaryota; Metazoa; Mollusca; Gastropoda; Lottiidae
Exons: 8
Coding region: 107-1384 (425 amino acids)
Source: RefSeq, a predicted model, not a curated record